AUGGUGCCUUGGAUGACUUUCUGUCACAGUAUAGGUGUGCCUUCCAUGACUAAAACACAGUUACACUUCCAGUCCAAGUUUUCAGUGGACUUUGUCAUAAAAGAACUACAGCAGUCCAUCCCAACAAUUGCCAGCGACACAGUCUUGAGAAUAUUCAAAGUGAUUCAGACCAGCACACCCUCCCAGCCUCCCUAUGGUAUUCCAUUUACUCCCUGCAAGAUGACAAGCAAAGAUGCUCAGAUGAACAGAUUCUUUGAAAGCCUAGCAGCAACUGGUGGCAAGAUAAGCAAGAUGGCUGUUGGCAGAAACCUAGAACAAUGGCAGAGUACUGUGCAGGACUACCAGGACGUCACACCAUGUUUUUCAGCUCCAGCGCAGAGAACCUUACGUGGCAGUCAGAAAUUCCUGCCGCAGUUUGCUGAGCCUGACAAAAACCACGACCAGUCAAGUUCAAGGUUAGCAGAGAAGGAUUUUGUGCCCAGGCAGAAGCUGCUGAUCAUUUUCUGUCAAGGAAAAGAGAUGACGCUACUUAUGUACAACUGGUCCAGUGAUCUGCUAGCUCAAGUAGAGAAGACUGCUACAAGACUCAUACAGUGGAACAAUGCCCGGUCUCAUAUACUUGACAGCAUUGUGGCUCAGAAGAUGGGAUUGUUUCACCACUUUGCUUUUUCAGAUCUUCAGUACCUUGCUUCCCAGAACCCAUAUACACAAUCCAUUGCGGAAGUGGAUACUCUGAUUCGACAUCAUGCACCUUCUCGGGACUACCAGCGAAGGAACAGCAGUAUUUCUAACAGAGAAAGGGAGCAGAGCUACUCACGCACAGUCAAGCGCAUAGUUCCGUUUGACCAAACCUUCAAGAACUUGCAACCGCCCAAGCUGCUGGAGAAGCUUGUCUGCAGUGUGACCAGUGACCCAGUUACUCGGCACGGCAUUCAGACUCAAGAGUUUAAAUUACAUUCCAGACAAGAGGAGGAACGAGCCAAACUCUAUCGACUGUAUGUUGGUUGGUCACAGACUAACUGGAAAAAUAGUGCCAACCCGCCUAUUACUGAAGACUAUUUGGUACAGUUGAAAAGAGCUGGAAGACUGUUCCAUUACUGUGCCACACCCUUGGUGUUUUCAACAUCCUGGAGACAGAAUGUAGUGCAUAAGACCACAGGAAAGGGAGAAAAGCCUCGUGCGGAUGCCUUUGGCAAUUCCACUCAUCCUUUUGGCACCAGCACCACUAAUCUG
Messenger RNA from Candidula unifasciata, 1233 nucleotides. NCBI's taxonomy places the organism in Eukaryota, Metazoa, Mollusca, Gastropoda, Stylommatophora, Geomitridae. The record is from the annotation of a GenBank genome assembly.